Mya arenaria is the source of this 1156-nucleotide messenger RNA. RefSeq lists its product as uncharacterized. The record is from RefSeq and is a predicted model, not a curated record. NCBI's taxonomy places the organism in Eukaryota, Metazoa, Mollusca, Bivalvia, Myida, Myidae. The transcript has 3 exons. The coding region runs from base 244 to 1050 and encodes 268 amino acids.
UGUACAAAAAUACCCUCGCUCAAACAGCCGUAUUUGACUGGAUUAGGAUCAAUAUAAUACAGUGUAUACAAUAUUUGGUAUGUGUUCAAUAACUACUUCCGUGUUUAAGUGCAUACACUAUUGCGUAGAAUGCAAUAAUUAGGCUAUUGUCAAAUCAAAUUUGUAUGUGCUCUACCGUGAGUAAUAGCUAUAGGUUUUUCUACUUUCGACUUAAAACAUCUCAAACACAAAUGUCUCGGAAUUAUGUCGGACAAAGUGAAACGGGGUGUGGCCAUUAGGAGACCAAAAUUACGGCCAAACAUUCGACGGUACAGGACGAGAAUCUCAAGAAAGAGACCCCAUCUAAGCAGCAGAGACGUUCGGAUCAUAGCAAGAACUGUGGCGGAGAUAUUACACUCCCGAAAUUCGACAUCAAACAACAGAGACACAAACCUGUCACAUUCAAGCCUUCUGAAUAUCAAAGAAUCGCACAACGAACUUCGCAGUGAGUUCGCAGAACUAAAAACAGACCAGGAAGACCUUGAAAGGCGUUUGGAUGAAAAUGUUGAUUCUUUUGAGACAAACAUUGAAAACAUCGAGGCUAGAAUUGAGCAUGUGGAUUCUCGCGUCGACUAUUUAGAUGCAGAUAAUGGGACGACUUCAGAAUGUGAUUGUGAUUUUGAUGUCGAAAAGUUCGAAGCUUUGACUGAAAAAGUCGAGUCUAUGGAAACAAAGUGGGCUGAGUUGGACAGUAAAACAGGACAGGUAGUGAAGAUGGAAACUAAGAUGGAAAAUAUUGGAACACUUCAGGUGAAGAACGAGUUGCGUCAGUCAGUUGACACGUUGGAAGCAAACUUGCGAUUUUCAGAGCUAGAAGAAAGAGUCCGAAUCAUGGAGGCCCGUCUGAACAACAAGGACACGCCAAUCAACGAUCCCGUACCCUUCAACGAAGAGACGGACAUGACCGAAACCAACAGCAACGACACUGUUGCCACUGAACAAUGCGAUCCACUGGUCAUGUUUAUUGCAAAUCUUAAACACAUACCGACUAAUCAACCGUGGCCAUUAUAGUGUACACAUAAUGUUUUGUGUAUAAAAACGGUUAAAUGCCAGACAUUUUGGUGCAUGCUUAUUUGGUUUUAUAAACCUGUUUUAUCAAAUAAAUAUUUUGAAUUCA